AUGAAGACGGCAGUGACCGUUAUAGUGGUGUUCAUGACAACAAUAAGUAAUGUGUGUACCGAGAACAACACACCGUAUGGAACAACAGAAAAUUCAACCGUCACUAAUGGAACAGAGACUGAAUCACAAGUGACACAAAUUGUGCAAAACAAGGAAAUAAACGAUUCUGUGAAAAAUCAUAGUGAAGAAAACCAAGAACUAAAUGACAAAAAAGAACCAAUCUAUUCGUCAGCGCGGGAAAUUGCCAAAAAGAACCUCUAUACCCUAGUAAAGAUACGUUUACUAGGUCACCUUCUUCAGCGUUUGCCCAUCGAAAAAAGACAGUCAAUUUUUAUUGACGCCUUAAAGAAAGUAAGAAUUAGUGGUAACGAAAAAAGUGGUCAAAAUGGAAUAGCAAAGGCUUUCAGCAUGCAGCAUCGCCAAUUUGACGAUAGCAGUGAGAAUGGCUCAGGGAGCCAGGAAAGCACAGAGAAGGACACGGACAAAAGUACGGAAAAUGUUUUGCCAUCUGACAAGAACCAAGAAAGUUUCGACCAGGAAACGGAACUGCAAUUACAAGUUAUAAAAGACCAAGUGAGUAAUGAUGUUAAAGGCCUCUUGAAGACUGUAUUUCCUGGUGUAGAUUCAAACCUUCAGUCUGCUAGUCAAGGACAUUAUACUCAUACAGCAAACCAUAACCAGCAUUAUGAUUCUGAUUUCGAUUCAAAAGAGGCAAAUAGCAAAUACGUUACACCAGUUUUUCAUAAUGUAAUCAACCCAGCGCACGAACAAUCGACGCAUCCAGUUCAUGUUCCAACACAUAGUUUUGUGUCUCGCUCACCAUAUUCGGAAGAUUAUCCACUUAAACAAGAAAGAAUUAAUGAUCAACUCUUUCCAGGAACGACAGUUUUGUCACCUCCAACAACACCGUUCACUAUAUAUCAAGGUCCAAGUCUUGAAGUUGACCCAUUUAAAGAGACACUUAAUCUACAACCAGUUACGUUAAAGGAUUACAGUUCAGAGUUGCCUUCCUCUGUAACCUUUUUAGGUGAUAAAAUGUCUAAGCCUGAUGCUAAGGACAAAGAAGGAAACAGUGAAUUAUUUGGACUUUCUAACAGCUACGUUAACGACCAUACAACACAAUCAAAGAAUGCUCAUAUUGUAGAAAAUGAUUUAUCAAACAGUAGCGAAGAGAAAUUUGUUGAUAAUAAUAAUUAUCACACGACUUCAAACCUCCUAAAUAUGAACGCAUAUCCAUCCAGUAAUGUGAAAGACUACUAUGAAGAUAAUUUUCUAACAUCAGAUAAAACUAACGUAGAGGAGGCAGUGCAAAUGAUAUACAACCUUUUUAACGACUAUGACGAUCAUGCCUUCGACUAUGAAAAUGAAAAGUUAAAUUUGGACGUUGAGCUCCAUCUUACAACAACCCUGCCUCCGUUGGAUGCUACACAAGAUUAUACAAUUAGGGCAACUGACUCCUCUUUCACUGCUAACCCUUUUACCACAGCAGAAAACCUGUCAACAGCAGCCGAGGACAAAGAUGGUAAUAACCGUGGAGAAAGUGUUGAAGAUGUGACAACUUUAAAACAUGAUAUCACUUAUGCACCACACAAUGGGUCUGGCGAAAUCCACUCGAUGGUCCAGAAGAAAACAAAGUCUCUCAAAAAUGGGAAUUAUAGCCCCAAUAGUGACAACACAAGUAGUCAAGAAUUGAAGGAAUCCAAAAUAAAAUCUAGGGAUAAUCAUUUUCAUGUUGUUGAGGAUUAUGAAAGCAAGGUCACUACACAGAUGUACAACACUGUCAAUAAUGAUCCAGACUCUAGUUCAAGUUCAGAGGAAAUGGCAUCAAGUAACGUCAUACGUAGGUAUCAGUCACACAAUAGAAAAACAAAAUCAGCAGAAGUUGUCAAAGACAAUGAAAAUAACAAACAAUUUUCAUCAGAAAUGGAAGCGACAUUGCCCCCUAAAAUUGAGAAAAAUCUUUUCCCGUUAUCUAGUUACGACGCUAACAAAAAGAGAUCUGAAUAUGAGAAAACCAUAAUUAACGACAAAAGCAUAUACGAUUCACUUCAACAACAUGCAAGCGAUUCAAAAGACUCUUGGUCAAGUGAAGAAUCGACACUAUAUAACCUUCUAGAAAAGCCAUUCUUCUCCCAUUCAAAAUACGAAAUAAAUAAAAAAGACACUCUUGGCGAUGAAAGAAAAUUUGGUUUUGAUAGUGAAGAAGAAUAUGGAAGAGAUGGUGGAGAUGGCAGCAAAGAGGAUUCUUACGAAUUUGGUCUGCAGAAAAAGCAUAAUAUUCAACAUAAAUUAUCUUUGCUAAAUGAACUUACUACUUCCGGAUCUCCAGAUGUACAUGUUGGAAAAAGUGUUUUACACGCUAGUAUAGGAAACAGUGUAUCAAAGGAUGACAGUGAGGAGAAGCUUUCUGCAUUUGGUCAAUCAAACGAUGUCAGUAGUCAAGAAAAAGGCAUCAAUCAUGUGUCAGAAAUCGUCUAUGAAAGCAAAACACCGAAGGAAAUCACAAACAGUGCAUCACAUGUCAGAAACGCUCUGUUUCCUCUCCAGGAUAAAAACGACAUGUUCAAAGAGAGCGUGUCUAGUAGUGAAUCGGAAGGAGGUUAUUCAGCUGCCCAGGAAGACAAUUCUUCUCCAUUAGAAAAUCUAAUUGGUGUUGAGAAAAGAAAUGGACACCAUUCGUCGGAUGAGAGCAGACCAUCAAUGCAGAUCGACGAGUACGAGAUGAAACAAUUAUUGGGAGAGCUAGACUGGAAUUUGAACAAGAUAGUUAAAGAUGCAACAACAUAUAGGGACGUUCAUACUUCAAAAGAUGCAAGUAGAUCAAAGGAAUUAGGGAUUGAGGGUGACAGUUUGUACAAGCAUAAAUUUGUUUCUAGUAGCCAAUCAACCGAAAAUCUGUUCGACAGUUUAUUGAAGGAAGAGAAUAUCAUCGCUAUUGACAAUGAGAACACUGAAUCAGUUAUAAGUGGAGUCGGAAAGACGUUGGAUAGCGAUUCGAAUGAAAAAUCAAAUGUUCACAAAGAUACUUAUAAAACGGAUAGUGGCUCGACAAAUACUGUAGAAAAGCAGCAAUUUCAAGAAAGUGGCCGGAAUAGUGACUCGUCGAAUUCAGGUUCCGCAGAUUCGACAGAAGACAGCAAACAAUUUAAUGCAAAUGUGCACCAUCAGUCCUAUAAUGGAGAAAAGAUACAAAAUGGGAACAAUGAUAAAAGUAACAGGAUUUCCGAUAGUCAGUCUCGUGAAAAUGACGAUUCGUUGGAAAUGUAUAAAAUUGAAUCAAACAGUUUAUUUAAUAGAAUUGCAAAUAGCAAAGAUGCUAGCAGUUCCUCUGAAGAACAGACCAAUGCAUUGAAAAAAGACAUAAGUGAAUCGAUUGAAACGUUUAAAUAUGACAAAUUCGAAGAAGAUGCUUCAAACGAUAAACAAGAGGAAUCAUCGGAGAGUCAGUCAACGGAUAAUUUCGAAGAUCUGUCGGUUGAAAGCAUUCCAUAUAACAAAGACGAAGGUUAUUCUUCAUCAGAACAUGACAGUUUCGACACUGAAUCAUCUAGUAAAAAAAGUGAUUUUGAAUUCACAAAUAAUAAUAGCAUGUCUGUGGAAUCCAAGGAAGACGCUAGUGAGACUAACAACCACGAUUCUAAUAGUGUGGACUUAGAUCAAGACAACAAAAUAAACGAAAUGGAUUCAAGUGGCAUGUCACAAGAGGAACUGGUCGACGAUUCAAUGGAUGAAGGAAGUAUUUCUCAUCAAAUUGUUAAGCAUUUCGAUGUCGAUUCUUCUCUUACUGCUCUUAAAAGCAAGAGUGUUUCGGAAGACAAGAGCGAUAAGGAUUCUUUUAGCACAGAAUUCAAAAACCAUAUUUCAUUAGAAGAAAAUGCUCUAUCAUCUGAUUCUUCUUCAGAAGAUUAUAGCAUUCUCAAAGACAAAUCUGACAAUCUAUUGAGCAAAGAAACUGAAGAUGAUUACAAUUUACCUGGUGACAAAUCUAGUUCAUGCGAAGAAAAUUGCGAAUCAUUAAGCACUGAACAAGAUUUGUUCGAUAAAACAAAAAGCAGUGAAAACGAGUCAUCCGAACAAAAUAUUCCAAUUAAUAAAGAUUAUUUGCCAAAGGAUAAAAAUUCAGAAUCGGAACAAGUUAUGACUUCAACAAAGGUAAACUCAUCAGAGGAAUCUGAACAAACGCAGGUGUCUGAAGAAAAUGAAGAUAUAAAGGAGCAAACAGGUAAAAUAGAAAGCAACAAGAAAAUGUAUGAGAACGAAUAUGCAUCAAACAAUGAUGAUAAGGAAAACAGCGAUGAAUCCAGACAAGAAUCAAAAGCAUUUGAGACAGAAGAGAACAUUUCCUAUGACAGUGAGCAGGCCAAGAACGAAAAUCCAAAAAUACCAGAGGAACCAACUACGUCGUCAGACGAAAAGAAGGAAGAAGCAAAACUCCAAUACAUCAUCGAAAAGGUGUCUGGAAAUGAGAAAAGAUGGCAAGAAAGUGGCAAUGUCGAUGACAGUGAGCAGGCAAAUAAUGCGAAUCCUAAAACCCGUAGUACAGAGACAACGGAGAGUUAUAGUGCAGAAAUACCAGAGGAACCAACUCCAUCGUCGGACGAAACGAAUGAAGAAACAAAACUCCAAUACAUCGUCGAAAAAGUCUCAGGAAAUGAGGAAAGAGGGCAAGAAAGUGGCGAUGUUGACAAGUCUGAAAACGAGCAGAGCCAUGAUUAUGGUAAACUAAUCUAUGAAAAAUCUGUGUUUGGUGCAAAUGUAGACUCUGAUGAUAGUGGCAAUGGAAGUGAAUCUAUAGAGGAAACUACACAGAAAAUUAUAGAGAGCAGUGAAAACGGAAAUGAUUAUAAAUCAGAAGAACAUGACAAACUUAUUAUAGAGAAAAUUCAAACAAACAAUGGAAACUCAAAAGAAAACAAAAAUAAGCAAAGUCAUGAAGUCUUUUAUGAAGAUCCAAAAAGUAACGAAAAUCCUGAGCAGAAUCAUGAAAGCAUUGAAAAAAAUAAAAAUGAAUAUCAAGAGGACAAUGAACAAAAGAAAACCCCAAACUGUGAUGAAAAAACAAAUGAGAAGAACAAAAACGUAGACGACGAUAUCCUAACAAAAGAAAUCAGUAAUGACAAUGAUUUAGAAAAGGCCGUAGAAAUGAUCAGCAACAUGUUUGUUUUCGAUUUUGACGGAUCUAACAGUAAGAAACAUACCGAUUAUGUAUCUGGAAAGAGGGUCAACACUGAAUCAGGAUACGGAAAAGUUGGAAGAGUUAAAAGUCUCAUUCAGAAACUCGUUCACUUAAAGAAGCUCUGGUGGAAGACAAAGUAUGGAUCCAAAAUAUCUAAGUCUUCCUCCAGCUCUGUUUACGGUAGUGGGGGCAUGUCCAAACUAAAUAUGAAACUACCGACUUUGAAGAACAACUUGUAUGAAAACUCAAACAGAAGGUCAUUUUAUGGUAAAAAGAUCCAUUCAAACUUCCGUAGCUUUAAUACGUAUGGUUUGCGACAACCGCAUCAUCUGCCUUCUUUUCUUGUAUCUUCAAACUAUGGCACAAGAGAUCGUUAUGAUAGACGUCCAUCAGUGUCGUAUAGACCCACACUGUCAAAAUAUCUACGCGGUGGCAGACAAAUAAUUUACAGCCCUUUUUCCUCAAACUCAAGGUACGGAAGGCCUAGUUAUGGAUCCAGAAAACUCAAGAUAAGUUUUGGAGACAGUAGUAACGACUAUGAUGAAUCUCAAGCUGGAUUAUCCAGAUUGUCUGGUAUCUUAACCAAGAAGCCACGAACUAGUGUGUACGGAUCUAGAAUCGGGUACGACGACAGUUUUUAUAGUCGCCAUGGAUACCUUCGUAACACCGAUGCACACAUUUUCGAUUCGGUUGAUGGUUUCACCAACAACGAUAAGGAUGUUAUUGUUCACCCAGUUGUCACCAAGAGUAACUAUUAG
Molecule: messenger RNA, 5934 nt
Organism: Magallana angulata
Lineage: Eukaryota; Metazoa; Mollusca; Bivalvia; Ostreida; Ostreidae
Exons: 3
Coding region: 1-5934 (1977 amino acids)
Source: RefSeq, a predicted model, not a curated record